Penicillium diatomitis is the source of this 1770-nucleotide messenger RNA. Its product is annotated as PEX28-32 family peroxisomal membrane protein. The record is from RefSeq and is a predicted model, not a curated record. Gene Ontology annotation, cellular component: peroxisomal membrane. Gene Ontology annotation, biological process: peroxisome organization. The transcript is spliced from 2 exons. Bases 1 to 1770 code for a protein of 589 amino acids. NCBI's taxonomy places the organism in Eukaryota, Fungi, Ascomycota, Eurotiomycetes, Eurotiales, Aspergillaceae.
AUGUCCAUGGCACCCACUUUGCAGCCGCAGGAUGGCCUGGCCGACUCCUCCCAGCCUCCCACGAUUGCGGCUUUUUCUCCCUCCACUAUCGCCGGUUCGGCUUCGACCUCACGGCAACGGUCCAGUGUGAUCGUCCAUCGCAAAUCCCCCCUACUGGUGGCCACGCCGCCCGCCAUCACCAGAGCGCUCGCAUAUUCCCAUCCUUUCCUUCUCCCGUUGAAUAAGCUGGUCGGCCUGCUCACAUGGACAACGGGGGAUCCAUGGCAAAGCUUCUUGCUUGUCGCUACAUUUUGGACCGUGGUUCUCUACAGCGAUGUGAUCAUUCUACGGACUGGUCCGAUUCUGGUCGUGGUUGGUUUGAUCCUCGGCAUGUACAGCCGUCGUUACUCCCCAUUAUCGUCGACCACCUCGACAGGCGAGAAGCACCGGCGAAAAGCCUCCACAGAAAGCAGCCGGCAGCAGAAGAGCUUGGAUGAUAUUGUGGAGACUUUGCGUAUCUUUACCACACGGUGUCAUAUUCUUCUCGAGCCGUUACUCGAGUUAACAGACUUCCUCUCGACCCAACGGACGCCGACCUCAGCGACAACACGCCCAGCUUUAGUGGCCCUCUUCGUGCGCAUUCUCCUAGUGACCCCUGUGUGGAUCAUCUUGACCCUCCCUCCUUUCCGCAUCAUCACCAGCAGACGUGUCGUCAUGUGCGUCGGAACGGUUGUUCUCACCUAUCACUCGAGACCCGCCCGAGUCUCGCGCGUGAUCCUGUGGCGCUCGCGAGCCGUGCGUCGCGUAUUGUCGAUAAUCACAGGGCUGUCGAUCGCCGACGGCUCAACCAACAAUGAAAAGUCAAGCACCCAGAAUCAGGGUCUGAAUAUUACCAGUCGACGACGAGGAAACUCAUCAGGCGUGCGCUUUACAUUUGUCGUGUAUGAAAAUCAGCGCCGAUGGCUUGGAAUUGGCUGGACAUAUUCUUUGUUCCCAUCUGAGCGGGCCCCCUGGACAGAUGAACACCUGAACCCGGUCUCUCCCAAAGAUAGUUUCGAGUUGCCUGAUGUGCAAACCGGGGAUGCCAAGUGGCGAUGGGUGGAAGGCAGCGAGUGGCGCAUUGAAGGAGUCGAUAAUUCCGGAAAAGGAAAAUCUGUCCAAAAAAGUUCCAGUGAAGGAUGGGUUUAUUAUGAUAAUAAGUGGAACGACGGCCGACGAGGCCAGGACGGAUGGGAUCGGUACACGAGACGGCGCAAGUGGUAUCGAGACGCCGAAUUGAUAGAUUCCCAGGAGAAACCCUCCGAAGCCAUCUCUCACCUCACACAAGCCCUAGAAAGAGACCGAGACCGAGACCGAGCGCGAGACAAGAAGGAAGAUGAUAUCGAAGCCAAGAGUCUCUCUCACGACUCACCCCUAAAAUCACGACGUCGGCGAUGGUUCAGCGGUAAAGAAGACUCGAAAGAAGAGGGUGUAGAACACCCCAGCCGCGGAUCCUCCUCCGUCGACCUUGGCUUCACAAGUGGUGCCAAAUUGACGGAUACCCCCGGCUCAAGCCAUUCUCGACCCACGCGACCCGUCAGUAUUCAGGGUUCUCGUCGGUCAUCACAUUACAGUGCCAGCGGCCGAGAAGGAAGCAGUCUGACGACGAGUGAUAGUGCUAGUCUGCGAGAGAAAGACGCGGCCAAAUUACAUGACCGCGUGGACAGAUGGAGCACUCGGGCCGCCGGGGGCACGGAACGCGCGGAACGAGAAAUGGGACUAAGUGAUGAAGUGCAGAUGGCUCUGAGUUGA